This is a messenger RNA of Fibroporia radiculosa, 1080 nucleotides long. RefSeq lists its product as uncharacterized. Gene Ontology annotation, cellular component: SAGA complex. Bases 1 to 1080 code for a protein of 359 amino acids. The record is from RefSeq and is a predicted model, not a curated record. The transcript has 5 exons. Lineage: Eukaryota; Fungi; Basidiomycota; Agaricomycetes; Polyporales; Fibroporiaceae. Gene Ontology annotation, molecular function: protein heterodimerization activity; transcription coregulator activity. Gene Ontology annotation, biological process: transcription by RNA polymerase II.
AUGGCGACCUCCUCUAGGAAGGUGGCUUCCGAUACUCCAGGAACCAGAGACUACAAAUACACCCAAGAAAUUUCGCAGAUGAUGUUCGUAUUCGGUGAGGUUCAGGAUCCCAACCCGGAGACGGUCAACUUGGUGGAGGAUAUUGUUCGCAGUCAGCUAAUUGAACUUAUUGUACAGGCCCGUAUGCUCGCCAGUCGUCGUGGGGCACGCUACCUCUCAGCGGAAGACCUCAUCUUCCUCAUUCGGCAUGAUCGUGCUAAAGUGAAUCGAUUGCGCACAUAUCUUUCCUGGAAAGAUGUCCGUAAACACGCAAAGGACUCUGGUGGGGAUGGUGGUGGGGGUGUAGAAGUGGAAACGUUAGAGGAUGGUGCUGACGACAAAUUGACCGCAAAGGCCCAAAAGAUUACCAUUAAACUCCCUUGGGAGAUUAUGACGAUAUACUCGGAUGUGCUGCAGACAGACGAUGAGGAGGACGAAGAUGAUAUUGAAGCUCAUGAAGCUUCCAUUCAGCGACUGAAGGCAAGCAUGAUAUUUGGCAUGCAUGAAGCCGAUGAUGCUACGCGGCAAAUGACUCGUGAAGAAUAUCAACAUUACUCUGAUUGUCGACAAGCCUCAUUCACAUACCGUAAAGCUAAGCGAUUUCGCGAGUUUCUUAACCUGCCGCCUGCUCUUGACCUCAAGGCAAAUGACGAUACAGUCGAUAUCGUCGGCUUCCUCGCAUUCGAGAUGGUUCGCUCUCUCACUAUCGCCGGCCUCGAGGUCAAGAAGUCACUAGAAGAGUCUUAUCUGCGCGAAGACCUCCAUGCUUCCUCAGCGAUUUUGGGGAAGCGCAAGGCGGGGUCGAGCCUAGGUUCAGACGCAAAACGUAUGCGACGCGAAGAAACCCCAGAUCGCGAUGUCGAUUCACCCCUACCGACAUGCUCAUUGUUCCUUCCGCCACCGGAGGCGCGUACAUCACUGCGUCCUGAACACAUACAAGAUGCAUUCGCAAGAAUGCAGGGCGAUUGGUCACAGCGCCGAUCAGCGGGCAUGCGCAAUUGGCGUGGGGGACUGGUUCGGACUACUGUUAGCCUCAUCUAG